Rhizopus microsporus ATCC 52813 is the source of this 2582-nucleotide messenger RNA. Its product is annotated as SAPS-domain-containing protein. Gene Ontology annotation, molecular function: protein phosphatase regulator activity; protein phosphatase binding. The record is from RefSeq and is a predicted model, not a curated record. The transcript has 13 exons. Gene Ontology annotation, cellular component: nucleus; cytosol. NCBI's taxonomy places the organism in Eukaryota, Fungi, Mucoromycota, Mucoromycetes, Mucorales, Rhizopodaceae. Bases 97 to 2475 code for a protein of 792 amino acids.
GUGAUUUAAGCAGCCCGGUUGAUUUUUUAACAAAAAAAAGUAUCUCAUAUUUUUUUUUUCUCCUUCUUCAUCUUGUUAUAAUUCUAUAAUCUAUUCAUGUUUUGGCGAUUUGGCUUUAAUAAUUCAGCUUUAGAGGGGCUUUUAGAUAAAGCAGAUGUGACAUUAGAAGAAGUUUUGGAGGAAGAAGAUAUAAUUCAGGAAGCGAAAUCUUUGAAUCCUAAACUUAUUGAAUUUUUAAGUAAACCGGACAAAGUCAAAGCACUACUCAAUUACAUUACUGCUACAGACUUGGAAGAACCACAGCGAUUCAAAUAUCCUUUUCUUGCAAGUGAAUUGAUUGCUUGUGAAAUACAACAAAUAAUCGAUCUCAUUGUCAUUGAGCAAAAGGAUGAACUACUCGCACCAUUUUGGUCAUAUCUCGAUCGGCCUGCUCAACCAAGAAGACGUGCCUCAGAUACAGCAGUUCAGCCAGAGGGUGGAUUGGACUCCUUACAAGCCUCUUAUUUCUGUAAAACGAUUGGUGUAUUAUUAUCAAAAUACCCCGUUGAAAUGAUGAGCUUUAUACAGUCCAAUCCAGAAAAUUUGAAUAAAAUAUUGGCUCAUUUACAAACCUCAGCCAUUAUGGACCUAUUGUUGACUCUUGUUCGUAUGGAAGAAUUACGUGAAGGAAAAGGAAUCGUGAAGUGGUUGAGCGAGCAUGGAUUGCUAGAAAACUUAAUAGAUAGACUAGACCCUUACUUAGAUAGCGAAGAACAUUCAAUUGCACAGCAAUGCAUAUGCGAAAUCAUUCGAAUGUCACAAACAAGUUUACCUGAAUCACCAAGUAUUGGAUUGAAUGACUUGAUUAUCAACUUGAAGAGUGAAGCAACAAUGAGAAAAUUAGCAAAAUAUAUGCUGGAUCCUGAAGCGCCUAAUGCGACAUCAACGCUUGUGAAUGGGGUAUCUAUCAUCAUUGAUAUCAUUCGCCAUAACAACGCAGAUCUUGAAAAUGACCCUGCAGUCACCGGUCUGUAUGGAUACUCAUCUAACCCAGCCUUACGCCCCGCUCCAGUGUCAUUAGCAGAUAUGUUGAAGGUGAUGAGUGACCAUGUACCUGAAUUUACACAUCUAUUACUGAAGCCUCGAUCUGUGGAUGGACCUAUCCGCACAACCUUGGGAGAAAUUGAACCAUUAGGAUUUGAGCGAUUGAAGAUAUGCGAGUUAUUUGCUGAGUUGUUACACUGUUCUAACAUGUCCAACUUGAACAACUUCAAUGUCCCUGCUGAUAACCAGGAAGGUCAACCAAAAGAACAAGACUCCAACAAGAUGGUCAAGCUGGAAGGAGGCGAAGAAAUGUCCGUUGGAGAUUAUCUCAAAUCAAAAUUUGUUAGCAGUAAAGCGAUGCCUAUUUGUGUCGAUCUUUUCUUUGCUUUCCCUUGGAACAACUUCUUACACUAUGUCAUUUACGAUAUGCUUCAUCAAAUAUUUAAUGGGCGUAUGGAUGUUGGAUUGAAUCGUCAACUUGCCAUUUCUCUUCUUAAGGACGGCCAAUUGACUGACAAGAUUGUGAUUGCUCAAAAGGCCAACGACGAAGAAUGUGCAAAGCCAAAGGGAAUGAGAGCAGGAUACAUGGGCCAUUUGACAUUUAUAUCAGACGAAAUCAUGAAGUUAUUUGAAGGCUAUCCCGAGACAAUUGUGUUUGCCAUAAAGGACGAUGUAGACAUGGAAAGUUGGACAGCCUACUGCAGCAAUGAACUAAAAGAAACAAAAGACCGUGAUCAGUUACCGCUGGGUGGAUUGCGUCCAACAGAAGAAAUGGAUAUACCUCAAUCUGACGAAGAGGACAAUGAAGAUACGUUAGAUGGAGUAGCUGCUUCUCAAUAUUCAAGAUUCCUGGCACAACGUGGUUCUGAAGGUAAUUUUGAUGAAGAUGAAGAGGAUGAACACGAUCAAUGGAUAACUGGCAGAGAUGACUUUAACGGAGAGUAUCAAUACAGUCGGAAUUCAAUCCGGUUAAAUACUGAAGAAGAAGACGAUGAUGAUGAGGAAGGAGGAGACGAAGAAGAUAAUGAAGAGUACGAUAGCAAUGAUGAGGAGGAUCAUAUUACACAUGAUUGGACAAGGAAUUAUUCAAAACUUUCACAGCCAAACGUACUUCGCCGUAUUCCUAGCCACACAGUGAACGAUAGAGAAGAAUAUGAUGAAGAUUUUGACCAUUUGGCAGAUGCGGAGGAACUAGAAAGAAGAGCAGCAUUUAGAAGAGAUAAGAGAAAUGAGGAAGAGGAAGAUGAUUUUGGCGACUUUGAAAGUGCCAAUAAUGAACAAUCCUUUGAAACAAUAACAAACCAUAUGGAGACAUUAGAUAUGAACAAGACUAAAAAUGACGAACAUUUAGUUAGAGCAGUCAAGACAAAAGAAGAAGAAGAAGAACAGCAUUUGAAACAAAAGCAACAAGAUCUUCAUUUUGUUGCUGAUGAGCAAGAAGGAGAAAUUUAAAAUUGUAUGUUUUGUAUAAAAUGAACUUUUUGUAUGAAUCUAUUUCGUUCGUAAUAUUUACUCUUUUUUUCAUUUCCAUCUCUUUUUCUUUAGUUAAAUUGCCCCCC